CUGCUGGGGCGCUACCCCUCUGUGUAUGGACCGCCCCUCCCAAUGUAUACCGAGGCUGCUGGGGAAGCAGCUGUUGUGACUCUGAUGGUCGAGUGAAGGGCUGAUUGUUGUGUGUGUAAGGACAGUUAAUUUGGUUGGUUGGAGUGAUCUGGUACAAAAUGAAGCCCAAAAUUGUGUACAAACCAAUUUCCUCUCCGGAGGAACAAGACCCUGUGGCUGUGCAAGUGGCUCAACUGCAAGAAAAUGCCCGCAGGUAUUAUCGCUGUGCACUUGUUGUCGCCUUUCUGGUCACAGUGCUGUUCUGUCUGAUGGCUGCUCAGCUUCUUCUAUUUCCACUGCUCUGUACAAGCUCCACAACGGAGACCGAGACCAUGACUAGCCAAGACCAGGGGUGCAAUGAUGCCUGCAAUAUGGUUCUUGUGGAGAGCAUACCGGAAGGGCUGGUGUAUCCUGAAAAUUCCACCUCCAACCCCUCAGUAUUUCAGACAUGGUUGGACCUUUUAAACGAGGCCAAGAGCAGCGUGGACAUUGCAUCUUUCUACUGGACAAUGACCAACAAUGACACUGGUACACAUCAUCCCUCAGCUGACCAGGGGGAAAGGAUCCUGCAAGAGCUUUUGAAGCUGAAGCAGCGAGGUAUUGCCUUGAGAGUGGCAGUCAAUCCACCUAGAUCCUCCAAGGCCUAUGCUGACAUUGACGCUCUAAAAGAAAGUGGAGGCGAGGUUAGAGUUGUUGACUUGCCCCAUCUGACGAACGGUGUACUGCACACAAAAUUCUGGGUAGUGGAUGGCAAGCACUUGUAUAUUGGCAGUGCCAACAUGGACUGGAGAUCAUUAACACAAGUGAAGGAAUUGGGAUCGUCUGUCUAUAACUGCAGCUGUCUAGCCCAAGAUUUGGAGAAAAUUUUUGAUGUCUACUGGACACUUGGGACACCCAAUGCCACCAUUCCUUCUCCAUGGCCAGACAAGUUUUCGACCCUUUAUAAUAAGGACACACCUAUGGAAAUGACUGUGAACAAUACACAGACGUUUGUCUAUCUCUCUAGCUCCCCUCCACCACUUUCUGCAAAGGGAAGGACGGAAGACAUUGACGCCAUUUUGAGUGUUAUAGAUGAUGCCAAGAAGUUUGUUUAUAUCUCGGUUAUGGAUUAUACCCCCACGGAGGAGUUUAGUGAACCCAGGAGGUUCUGGCCGGAAAUCGAUAAUCAUCUAAGGAAAGCAGUUUAUGAAAGAUAUGUAUCUGUACGACUGUUGAUAAGCUGCUGGGCAAGUUCGAAACCACCGAUGUUCCCCUUCUUGAGCUCCCUGGCUGCUCUGAAUAGUAGCAAGCCCCAUUACAACGUAGAAGUGAAAAUUUUUGUGGUUCCUGUAUCGCCAGAGCAAAAACACAUCCCCUUUUCCAGAGUGAAUCACAACAAGUAUAUGGUGACUGACAGAGUGGCAUAUAUAGGAACCUCCAAUUGGUCUGGAGACUAUUUCAUCCGCACAGCGGGAUCGGCACUGGUGGUGAAUCAGACCUGCGCCACCAACACCACAAACACUAUGCAGAAACAGCUUCACGAUGUGUUCAUGAGAGACUGGAGUUCCAACUACAGCCACCCCAUUAAUACAAUGAUCGGAUUUAAAAAGAAGUGCCUCUUCCAAUGACCUUUUUUAUGGAGGUGAUCAGUACAACACCUAGGAACCCCGGCAUGGUUCCCUACAGCAGUGACCACUAGAGAUGAGCACACUGAUCUGCUGAGUUUGGGAUACAACACAUAGUGGACAUUUGUCCACCGCCUGUGAUUCCAAUGGGAAUUUAAAUUUGAUGCCAAAGUUUUAUUUUUUUUAAUAUGAUUUUAGUGGUGUGGGUAUGUAGAGGGAUAUAGUUUUAUCUAUCAUUAGGUGUUGGACUCCUUGCCUGUAAAUGAAAGUUAAAUCAAAAAGAAAAACGAAUGCCAGCUUUUUAGAACAAAACUUUAUUAUGAAUAGAAACACAUUCCCAAUCUUUUCCAUUUGAUGAAUGUGUUUAUGAAAAAAAAAUGUUAAAAGAGGUUUUUGACGUUUUUUUUUGUCCUCCACUUGGUCUUCUUCUAGGACUGGAGGCUCCAGCUGAAUGAGUACAUUUUAAAGUGUAUGAAAAACUUAAAAUGGUCGUAAAGGCAGAAGGGUUUUUAUCUUCAUGCAUUCUAUGCAUGAAGAUCAAAAGCCUUCUGUGUGCAGCAGCCCCCCCCCUAAUACUUAACUGAGCCCCCUCUCUAUCCAGCGAUAUCCACAAGUCCCUUGCUCUCUGGGACUCUCCCUACUGAUUGGCUGACACAGCAGUGGCGCCAUUGGCUCCCGCUGCUGUUAAUCAAAGGAGAGAGAGAGAGAAAGAUAAACGAACCACAGCUU
Messenger RNA from Rana temporaria (common frog), 2372 nucleotides. RefSeq names its product phospholipase D family member 3 (gene PLD3). The transcript is spliced from 12 exons. The record is from RefSeq and is a predicted model, not a curated record. The coding region runs from base 159 to 1646 and encodes 495 amino acids. NCBI's taxonomy places the organism in Eukaryota, Metazoa, Chordata, Amphibia, Anura, Ranidae. Gene Ontology annotation, molecular function: catalytic activity.